AUGUCGGACAACGAGGAUUUACUCGGCGAUGAUUUAGGUGAUCACAGUUUCGCCGACUAUAACCUCGGCAACGAAGAAGAAGAAAAACUUUUGGCUGAUGAUGAUGGCCCUUCUCAAAAUGUUCCAACUUCUAUUGGAAGUUUCCAUGAAUCUGUCGAUCCAGUACCUACUGAGUUCCCAAGACAAAACGUAGAAUAUAACCUGCCUCUACAAUCAUACACCCAACCGGAGACAGAAUGUGUUGUCCCGAAUAUAACAGUGGAAGUACCAAAUAUUCCUGCAGAACCAUGUUCUUAUACACCCUUCAAUGAGUCAUAUGAAGAACGCACAGUGCCGCCAGCAAUUCCGGCUGCUCCCAUAGAAUCUCCGCAAAUAGUACCGUCAGAAAUGACAGUUCCGAUAGAUGCAGAGAAUAACCGUGAGAUUGUAUCAGAACGGAGUCUCCCUCAACGCUCACCUUUACCCAGGAAUAUACCAGACUCUUUAGAUAAAGUGUUUGUCCCUCGAGCUGGUUUUAACAAGGGAGGUGCACGCUCGUGGAGGAACCCACAAUAUCGACAAAAUCAUCCUUAUAGACGCAAUAAUUAUAGUUUCAGGGGUAAUUUCAAUCAACGACCCUCCUUCCCCCCACCCCAAAUGCGACCCCAAAUUCCCAACCCACAAAUCAGACCUGACUUACCCGAAUUACGACCCGAGUUUACCCCAAUGGGGCCUGAGAUAUCCCCCGAACGCCCAAUUAUACCCCCAGACCAAAUGGAUCGAUUUAAUCAAAGAUUUCCAUACAGAGACGAUUUUAAUCCCAAUAUCCGUCCCAAUUUCGAAAGACCAAUGUUCUUCCAAAGGUCCUACAACCCCAGAUUUACCCCCAAUGACGUAACGUUACCGCAAGUGAUAAGACAACCCUUAGUGUUACCGGCGUUACCAAAAAGGGAACCAGAAGUAAGAAUGUUACCAGUUUUGAACCCGUUACCCACUUUACCCCCCGGCGUUACCGCAAAGAAGGUGUUAAUAAAUCCUCAUUUCAAAGGCACUUUCCAACCUCCUGUUGAAGGGCUACCAACGUACAUUCCUACGAGAAUACAAAAAUCACCGCCACUAAGUCCAACAUUGGAAAGCAAAUUUGGACCCAUAAAGGAUAUAGACGACGCGGCAGAGAGAUUCAUCGCGGAACAAAGGAAUGCUUUGGCUCGAGCCGCAAAUAGAAAAUUACCGAGACGAUCGCCUACAAGAUACAUAGAGAACACCACAAUAGAGAUAGAGAAUGAGUUGGCGCGCGCGCCGCCGCGCCGCAGGAGCGAGGAGGAUGACCUGCUGAGGAGGCAGGAGGAGUUCAUCAACGCCAACAGAGCUGGUCUGAGGAGACGUAUGAGAUCACCCUCACCGGUUCGUAGAUCGCCUUCGCCAAGGAGAAGCCCUGAAAGAAGACCAAGGCCUUUAGAUGAGGAGAGUGAAUACAGAAGGAGAGUUCGUGAGCAGGAAAAUUUGAGGGAGAGAGUUCUCCGGGCUAAGGAAGUGAGGCGAAGGAAGAAUGCUGUGGCCUUGCAAAAGCAUUUGUUAGAUAAGGAGAAGGAAAAAAAUAUGGCACAAACGCAGAAGGAAGAAACAAAGUCCCCCGAACUCAAAGAGAACAAACCGACAAACGUGAAUAUAAACACAGUUGAAGAGCAAGAGAAGCCGGACACAACAAGGAAGACACCAGAGAGGGAAAAGAUAGAGAGAAUGGAGAGAGAGCGAUCGCCAGUGAAAGUGGAGAGUGCAGAAGCAAACUCUACAUGUGAUAAUUUAACGCCGCCACGUGAAAACAUACCCAAAACAUCGCCAGAGAGAAACCUAACACCCCCUCUACCGAAGGAGGACAAACAGAUUGACAGUGAUGACGAUUUAGAUUUAAUAUUAGACGAUAUAGAUGACAUAUUGUCGGAUGACGAUGAUAGUGGACGGUUUAAGGAAAAACCAAAAAAAGUGGAAGAACCACCAAAGAAACAAGUUGAUCUUCGCUCCAAAUUACCACCCAAGGCCGUUGAACCCAAAAAGCCCAAACAGAAAAUUGUAUUCAACGAUCAUAUCGAAGAGAAGAAAAAGAAAGAAAAAUCGCCGAUACGCAGGACUGUACUGGGCACAAAUAAGCAUGUGAACAACGAAAAAACAGAAGCUAACACUGAAAAGAUUUUGCCCAAAGUAGAAGUGACUAACGCCAGUGCUAUAAAGUCCAGACAAAAAAUUAUAUUUGACAAUAAAGAGGUAGAAAAAGAGAAAGACAAAGACAAACUGAAAGCCGAAGACAAAAAAUUCCCCAACCGUCGAGUCAUACUGCAACGUAAAGUCCCGGAAAAAUCGGUAUUCUCCCGAAUAGAAACAACCGAUCCCACCAAACCCAAUCCCGGGAUCUUCAGCCGAGCUGUCCGCACCGCUAUACGAAUCCCGGAGAAAUCCCGGAUUGUGAUAAAGAACGCCCAAAUCGACUAUCAAUCUGAUUCAGACGAUAAUAUAUUGGACCAAGAAGUAGGUUUUGUGGCAGAAGUAACGAAUUUGCCGUUUGGAAUGACUGAUACAAGGAUGAAAACCCUCGCAGGACAAGACGUUCAGAACUUAAUAUUGGAUAAAGAAGAAAGGAGCGCUAAAAUAACCUUCAAAACAACAAUCGCAGCGGAGAAUUUCAAGAAAAAAUUUAACAACAAAAUGGUUGCCGCCAGUCGUUUGACAGUCUGUUUGAAA
This is a messenger RNA of Brenthis ino (lesser marbled fritillary), 2715 nucleotides long. The record is from the annotation of a GenBank genome assembly. NCBI's taxonomy places the organism in Eukaryota, Metazoa, Arthropoda, Insecta, Lepidoptera, Nymphalidae.